Phycodurus eques (leafy seadragon) is the source of this 5905-nucleotide messenger RNA. RefSeq names its product glutamate receptor, ionotropic, kainate 1a (gene grik1a). Gene Ontology annotation, biological process: synaptic transmission, glutamatergic; monoatomic ion transport; modulation of chemical synaptic transmission. Bases 299 to 2989 code for a protein of 896 amino acids. The record is from RefSeq and is a predicted model, not a curated record. Gene Ontology annotation, molecular function: transmitter-gated monoatomic ion channel activity involved in regulation of postsynaptic membrane potential; kainate selective glutamate receptor activity. Lineage: Eukaryota; Metazoa; Chordata; Actinopteri; Syngnathiformes; Syngnathidae. The transcript is spliced from 18 exons. Gene Ontology annotation, cellular component: plasma membrane; postsynaptic membrane; kainate selective glutamate receptor complex.
AACUCGCAGCGUUUGCUUUGUGCUAUUUACUCAGCAGGAGUCAACUGUGUGUGUUGACACUUCGCCAAUUUGUGGACUUUUAAGGACUUUAUAAGGAUUAUGUUGGGCUGGGAAUUGGGCUGACAGACAUUUUGCACUUUAUUCGUGCAGCUUCUCUGGUUGUUUUCAAGUUGACAUGAUGGCUGUGGAGGAGAUGGUGGAGGUGACCUGCAUCAUCAUCAUCAUCAUCGUCAUCAGAGGAAAAGAAGAGGCUGGAGAGAGUUCCAAAUGCUGACUGCACGGCAUUAUCACCAAGGACAUGAUAAACCUCCUGGUUCUUGUGGUUCCGGUUCUGCUGGUCCACAUGUGGCUCGCCGAGGCUCAGGUUCUCCGCAUUGGCGGGAUCCUGGAGACGCGCGAGCGUGAGUUGGUGAGUUUGGACGAGUUGGCGUUCAAGUUCGCCGUUAACAACAUCAACAGGAACAAGACGCUGAUGCCCAACGUCACGCUCACCUACGACAUCCAGCGCAUCAACCCCAAAGACGGCUUUGAGGCCUCGCGCAGAGUGUGCGACCAGCUGUCCCUGGGCGUGGUGGCCGUGUUCGGUCCGUCUCACAGCUCUUCCGUGAGUGCGGUUCAGUCCAUCUGCAACACUCUGGAGGUUCCGCAUAUCCAGACGCGCUGGAAACAUCCGUCGGUGGACAACAGGGACACCUUCUUCAUCAACCUCUACCCCGAGUACGGGGCGGUCGCCAGGGCCCUGCUGGAUGUGGUCAACUUCUUCAAGUGGAAAAAGCUCACCGUCGUCUACCAGGACAGCACUGGUCUGAUGCGCAUGCAGGAGUUGAUCAAGGCUCCCGCCAAGCUGAACCUGAAGAUGAAAAUCCGCCAGCUGACGCCCGGCAACCAGGACGCCAGGCCGCUCCUCAAAGAGCUCAAGAAGGACAAAGAGUUCUUCAUCCUCUUUGACUGCUCCUACAGCAUGGCCUCGGAACUACUCAAACAGCUUUCGUCCAUGGGAAUGAUGACAGAAUAUUACCACUUUUUCUUCACCACUUUGGACUUGUUUGCGUUGGACCUGGAGCCGUACCGGUACAGCGGGGUGAACAUGACGGGCUUCAGGCUGCUCAACAUCGACGACCCCUGGGUAGCCUCCACCCUGGACAAGUGGGCCAUGGAGAGGUUGCAGGGGCCCAAGCAAGAUGGCGGACUCAUGGACGGCGUCAUGACCACUGACGCAGCUCUGAUGUACGACGCCGUGUUCCUGGUGUCUGUGGCGUCUCAGCGUGCUACUCAGAUGACCGUCAGCUCUCUGCAGUGUCACAGGCACAAGCCCUGGCGAUUUGGACCUCGAUACAUGAACCUCUUCAAGGAGGCACAGUGGGACGGCCUGACGGGCCACAUCGUCCUCAACAAGAGCGACGGCCUGCGGCGGGAGUUUGACUUGGACAUCAUCAGCCUGAAAGAGGAUGGCAGUGCCAGGGGUGUCGUGGAGGGCGUGAGUCGCCUCACCAAAAGGUGGAUGAAGAUCGCCUCAUGGAACUCGCUGAAAGGAAUGAACCUAAUCGAGAAGUCAACAACGAAUAACAACAACGUGACCGACUCGCUGGCCAACAGGACCCUCAUCGUCACCACCAUCCUGGAGAACCCGUACGUGAUGUACAAGAAGUCCGACAAGGAACUAGCCGGGAAUGACCGCUUCGAGGGCUACUGCCUGGACCUCCUCAAGGAGCUCUCCAACAUCCUGGGCUUCACCUACGAGGUCCGUCUGGUGGCCGACGGCAAGUACGGGGCCCAGAACGACAAGGGCGUGUGGAACGGCAUGGUACGAGAACUCAUAGACCACGUGGCCGACCUGGCGGUGGCGCCGCUGACCAUCACGUACGUACGUGAGAAGGUGAUCGACUUCUCCAAACCCUUCAUGACGCUGGGCAUCAGCAUCCUGUACCGCAAGCCGAACGGCACCAACCCGGGCGUCUUCUCCUUCCUCAAUCCGCUGUCGCCCGACAUCUGGAUGUACGUCCUGCUGGCCUGCACCGGCGUCAGCUGUGUGCUCUUUGUCAUCGCCAGGUUUACCCCCUACGAGUGGUACAACCCGCAUCCGUGCAACCCGUCGUCCACGCUGAUCCAGAACAAUUUCACCUUGCUCAACAGCUUCUGGUUUGGUGUUGGGGCCCUCAUGCGGCAAGGCUCUGAGCUGAUGCCCAAGGCUCUAUCCACCCGCAUCGUAGGGGGCAUCUGGUGGUUCUUCACCCUGAUCAUCAUCUCGUCAUACACGGCCAACCUGGCCGCCUUCCUCACCGUGGAGCGCAUGGACGCGCCCAUCGACUCGGCCGACGAUCUGGCCAAGCAGACCAGGAUCGAGUACGGGGCGGUGAGGGACGGCUCCACUAUGACGUUCUUCAAGAAAUCCAAGAUCUCCACCUACGAGAAGAUGUGGGCCUUCAUGAGUAGCAGGAAGAACACAGCAUUGGUCAAGAACAACCGGGAGGGCAUCACACGUGUCCUCACCACCGACUACGCCAUGCUGAUGGAGUCCACCAGCAUCGAAUACAUCAGCCAAAGGAACUGCAACCUCACGCAGAUCGGAGGACUCAUCGACUCCAAGGGAUACGGAGUGGGAACGCCCAUAGGCUCUCCGUACAGAGACAAAGUGACUAUCGCCAUCCUUCAGCUGCAAGAGGAGGGCAAGCUGCACAUGAUGAAGGAGAAGUGGUGGCGAGGAAACGGCUGCCCCGAGGAGGACAACAAGGAGGCCAACGCGUUGGGCGUAGAGAACAUCGGCGGCAUCUUCAUCGUGCUCGCCGCCGGCCUGGUCCUGUCCGUCUUCGUGGCCAUCGGCGAGUUCAUCUACAAAGCUCGGCGCAAUGCUGACAUCGAGGAGGCCUUCUGUUUCUUUUACGGGGUGCAAUCUCGGCAGUUUCAGCGGCGCGGCUCCACCUCCUCCUCGGGCACGUCCUUGUCCACCGACCUGGAGAGCGGCAGGCUGCUUGGCGACGACACAGAGUAACCGUGGCAAAGCGGUGCAAAUAAGAGUGUGUCUUUCUGGGCCUUGAUGGACAAAAUGGCCGCCUCCCAGCAGUGUCGCCAAACGGAGGACUCUCACUCUUAAAGACUGCGAACAAAAAACAAUAUUUUUUUUGUACAUUUUUGGAUCAAUUUUCCCCAUCAAUUGUGUUGUUUUUCUUUCCUAUAUUUCACAUUUCCACCAUUAAUGUCAAUGGUGAUGAUAGUAGCUACUUUUCCUUUGGAUGUAGUUUAGUUGUACUUGUACAAUUGAAAGUCACAUGAUUGAUCAAUACACUAAAACUUAAAAAAAUAAUAAUAAUUGUGUGUGUGCAAGUAUAUGAUGUGUGUGUGUUUGUAUCUGUUUGUUUCUUUUUCAUACCACAGGAUCCCACAGCAAGUAAGUAACCUUGCAUUUUUCCCCCCGUUUGCAUUUCAAUUGCUAAUUUCAAUUCCCUCACACACACGUGAAACGUUCUUCUUACAUAGAUUACUGGAACGCUUUCACACACAGCUGAACUUGUUUCGCUAGUGAAACACUCUUACAAACACUCCUGAAAUCCUAUCACACAUCAAACUGAAAUGUGCUCAUAUGAUAUUGUAUGUAGGAGAGUGUUUUGCUUGUGUAUGUAAGAAUGUUUCACAUUUGUAUGAGAGCGGAAAUAUAAUUUUCUCGUGUAUGUGACAGCAUUUCAGUGGCGUGUAUGAGAGCAUUUCACUUUUGUCGAGAAGAGCAUUUCACAAAUAUGUGUUUUCGUAGCGCGUAUGAGAGGGUUUCACUUGUAUAUGAGAGCAAAAAAUAAUAAUACAGUAGUCAAAGUGAGACCGUUACAUUUGUGAGCAUGACAGCGUUUCCGUAUUAUGUGUUAGUGUUACACUUGGGGGGAAUCACCUGUUUAUAUGAGAGCGUUUCAGUAAUGUGUAUGAGAGUGUCACUAACGUAAGAGCAUUUCAAUUGCAUAUGAGAGCGAAAAAUAUUUUAGGUGUUUCUCUGACAGCGUUUCUUGAGUGAGUGUGAGUGUUUCACUCUUAUGCGUAAGAGUGCUUUUGUUAUGUAUGAGAAUGUUUCAAGCAAUUUGUCCUGUGUAUGAGAGGUAAACUCGAAUUCUGUACCCCACAGCCCUUAUGUACCAACAUACAGGUUAGUUUUCAUCCUGAGGGAUUCUGGUUAAUCUCUUUAUGUAAUCACUUUUUUUUUAUUUUUAUGUAUGCCAUCCAGAUUAAUUCUGGGAUUGAGUAUAAUAGCUAGGCCUGUAAUCUCGGUGAUUCUCGAUCAGAACCCCAGGCGGCUGUAUUUUUUAUUUAUUUUUUUUACCUCCCCUCGCCCCCUCCCGUCAGGGUGUAAUCCGUUAUGAAUGAGGGCAAGGAUUACGCCGCUGACCUUGGCAUUCAGCGCGUCUGAGCGCGGCGCGAUGACCUCACCUGAAUGACACGCCGUCUAUCUUGGGCCCCCCGACGCGACGCGUUCAAAAGCUUUUUGUGGCGCUAAACAGGCGGCGCCGUCCAGAUGAGGCCCUCGUGUUGUGAAAAGGUCUUAAAGAUAAACACCCGCAGUAAAAUGUUUAUUACCGCCGCAAAGGAGCUUUUGUUUCUGUUUAUUAGAGACACCAGGUGCUUAAAUACAGCAGGAAAACUAAUAAAAUAGGACUAAAGUAAAUUAGUACAUCAUUAAUAUUUGUGUUUAAUGAGUCAUGCGAAUUUAACAACUGAUUUAAAAAUGUAAAAAAAAAAGAAAAGAAAUCAAGGAAAUUACUGGGAUUCUUUUCCUGGUCAAGUUUGUGCUUUCACCUGUUGCUAGGCAGAAUUAUUAGAACCAUAAUGAUAAUACUUUAAUAGUUUUUAUAUUAAAAUUGUAGAGGAAAUAUCAAAUACAUGAAACAAAAUUAUAAUAAAAUUGUACCAUAAUGUAAGUAGUUGAAUUAUUCAUUGUUCACAACUGAAAUGAUAAAGUAAAAAAAACAAAUAAAUCAAAUCAAGAAAAUUGCUCAGAUCAUUUUCCCAAUUGUCACCUGUUGCCCCGUAGAAUUCAUAAGAUUCAAUCGUCAUCAUAAAAACAUUAUCAUUUCAUAUAUAAAAGUGGUGUAGCAUAACAUAGUUUAUGUAACAUUAAAAAAAUAUAAUUAUUUUAAAUGAUGAUUUCUUCAAAACUAAACAAAUUUCACAAAAUAUUUCCAAAAGCGGUAAAUGGUAAAUGGACUGCACUUAUAUAGCACUUUAUCGACACCGUCACAGUGCCCAAAGCGCUUGGUUGUUGACUAGUCACUAGUUGCUAGGCAGAAUUAAUUGGGCUCAAUCAUCAUAUCAUCAUAAUAUAAAAUCUUUAUUUGUAAAAAAACAACAAUAAAAAUGGUUAGAUUAUUGUCGUCGUCCCUUGUUGCUAGGAAAAAUGUAUAGUAUAUCAAUUAUGGAACAUCCAUCCAUCCAUUUUCUGUACCGCUUAUCCUCACUAGGGUCGUAACAUAUCAAAUAAAUAACAUAAAAUUACAAAAUAUAAUAAUAACAUGACUGGUGGUCAUUUCCCCAAUUUAUGUAGACACAUUUAUUGAGCAGAUUGAGUCUGUUUUGUUGUUGUUGUUUUUUGGUACAGUCCGUUUACAUUGGGAUGAAGCAGGGCAGUGAUCCACCAGACGCAGCAGAUGGCGCUGUGUUGCCAACAAAAAUCCGUUUCGGAAUAGCAUUUACCGCCAUCUAUAGGCUCGUAGUGGAAGUCACGAAAGCGCUAUGACGCAAUCCUCUGCUGUACUGGAUGUCAUUAGGGAGUGUCCCUAAUGAAGUGGCCCGAAGUGACCCAAUGAUGUUACACGUCUUGAAGUAAUUCCAUCACUUUUUCCCCCUCUGUCUGUCAUCUUAUCUUAGCUAUCUUAGGCGUGAGCAGAAAUGGGGUGAGGUGUUCAAGUCAUGUCAUCCGAGACAUUUUAUU